AUGUCCUUAGCGACUCCCCAAGCUUUCGUUAAGGAUCCUAGCUUGGUUUGGCAGUUUUACUCGGCUCGAAGACAAGCAGCUUUCUCGGCGAAACCGAAUGCAGCCCACCUAGCUCUCGCCGCCCUCUCCGUCAAGCAUAAAGAUUUCAUCACAGUAACCCAGAAUGUCGACGGCCUCUCACCUCGUGCCGGACACCCACCGGAGCAACUCUACCCCGUACAUGGCUCGUUAUCGACCAUCAAGUGCACGAGCAUCUUUUGCAGCUAUACGGAGCAUAACAACUUCAAGAUGGCACUUACACCCGCCCUAGCUCCUUCGAGGACACCUACAGAUCUUGAUGCUCAGCCACCGACUAUUCCUCUUAUUGAACUUCCAUACUGUCCGAAAUGUGGUAUUGGGAUGAUGCGACCCGGUGUUGUCUGGUUCAACGAGACUCUCCCGAAUGACCUCCUUGAAAGUAUAGACGAUUGGAUAGACCAGGGACCAAUUGAUCUUUGUCUCGUCAUCGGUACUACCGGUCAGGUCUGGCCGGCUGCAGGUUAUAUUGAAAUCUGCAGAGGCAAAGGAGCUAAAGUCGCAGUUAUCAAUAUGGAGAUAGAUGAUAAUCCUCAUCUAGGCGGUGUCAAUUCUGCCGAGUGGCUGUUUAAGGGCGAUUGUGCUCAAAUACUUCCAGAUAUCCUCCAGCCGAUUAUCGGAUCCAUGGACGAAGUUAGAGAACUACUCGGUGAUACAGACAAAUUUCCUCCUACGACGUACUCUGGAGGACCGGUUACGGAUCUUGACAACAAUGACGAUAUAACAGGUGGAACUGGCGAGGGCACUGGGUACUACUAA
Molecule: messenger RNA, 834 nt
Organism: Orbilia oligospora ATCC 24927
Lineage: Eukaryota; Fungi; Ascomycota; Orbiliomycetes; Orbiliales; Orbiliaceae
Exons: 4
Coding region: 1-834 (277 amino acids)
Molecular function (GO): NAD+ binding
Source: RefSeq, a predicted model, not a curated record